AUGCAAGCUCUCAUGAUCAGACCCCGCCCCUGUAUCCCAGAACCCGCGCACGAGGAUGUAGCCAACCUAGCUGCUCAUCAUGCGUGUCAUACAUACUGGCCCGAGAGUGGUACAUGGAGCAUCGGCAUGCGAUCGUCCAAGCACUGUGCAGGCGUCAAGAGCUUGGCCAUGAUGCUACAUGGACAGCACCGAGUAGCACUCCAGCCCAAGCUUCCACCAGGGGCCUGGGCUCGCGAGACGGCAGUUGCUCAGACACAGUCUGCCAUCAUGUACUGA
Molecule: messenger RNA, 276 nt
Organism: Plenodomus lingam JN3
Lineage: Eukaryota; Fungi; Ascomycota; Dothideomycetes; Pleosporales; Leptosphaeriaceae
Source: RefSeq, a predicted model, not a curated record